Molecule: messenger RNA, 396 nt
Organism: Trichophyton benhamiae CBS 112371
Lineage: Eukaryota; Fungi; Ascomycota; Eurotiomycetes; Onygenales; Arthrodermataceae
Exons: 1
Coding region: 1-396 (131 amino acids)
Source: RefSeq, a predicted model, not a curated record
AUGACAACCGUGGCAGUCGCAAUUUAUAACCCUUCUGACGAGCGGGACCCCUGUCAUUGGGCGCUAUGGCUGAAAAGCGAGAAUGGAGACUCGACAAUCCUCCAAGUUGGGGACGACAAAGGCGGCGUUGGGUAUUAUGUCGAGCAGCCAAUUCGUAAGGAGCCAGGUCGAUCACUUAAGCUCAAGGAAACCAUUAUUUGCGGCACCAUCCCAACUGAAAAAGAACGCGAGGCAGAAGGCAAAAUCCAAAGCCAUCCAGUCGACAACCAAAGCACAACCUGGAACUGCCAAUCUUGGGUCAUGGAAAACCUGGACAACCUAGAGGAGGGGGGUUUUAUGCAGGUGUCUCCUACUGCAAAGGCAAAUCUGCAGUCGAAGAGGCAGAACUGGCAGUGA